GAUGUCAAACAACUAGCGUUGGUACAGCUGAUGAGCUGAUGACCCAACCGUGGGCGACACCCUCAACAACCGCACCAGCAACAAAGCCACUCUACCUCUCUCGCCCACUCUCGUACGCGCCACGCGCCACCUUGACCUUCAGGACGAUGAACCACAACGAAGAACAAGACCAUUUGGACGCCUUGUUCAAGCGGAAACGAGCCCUCCGGUCCAGGGUCCGCAAGGCCCUCAAGGCCAUGGACCCGGCACUCAGAUCCCAAGAAGACAAUGACAUUCAGAGUAUUGUUUUGAAGUCUCCGUGGUUUCAGUCCAGCACGGGAUUGUGUGCCUACAUAAGCUGCAAUGCUUUGCGUGAAGUUGACACGUCCAAAUUGUUGUCUGAAAUUCUGCAAAAUCCUGCCAAAGAUGGUCAUACACAGGUGGGGAAAAGGCUUUAUGUUCCACGUGUGGAGGACAAGAAUAGUCACAUGCGCAUGCUGAACAUCUCAUGUAUCGAUGAUCUUGUUGCGAAUUCGAUGAACAUCUUAGAACCAGCUCCGGUGGAUAGUGAUGGAAAUGAACGUGUAGAUGUUAUGCAAGCAAAUGAGCCAGUUGAUUUGUUCCUCUUACCUGGACUAGCAUUUGACAGAUCUGGAAGGCGCCUGGGUCGUGGUGGAGGUUAUUAUGAUGCCUUCCUGAAGAAAUACCAAGAGCUCGCAAAGGCAAAUGCUUGGAAACAACCCCUCCUUGUUGCUCUAUCCUAUUCUCUGCAGAUAAUGGAUGAAGGAAUUAUACCAGUCACUCCAAAUGACAUUCUGGUGGAUGCUCUUGUCUCACCAACUGAUGUGAUUCCCAUCAGCCAAGAUGCCUUAGACAGGAUGAAGCUUUGACAUUGGAUUUGGAAACCAAACCUGAUUGCUUUCUUUGAUGACUGGUUCUUCAUUCCUAAAGAAAUUUGAGUUCGGAUUGCUCAUAAGCAGUCCAAAGGAUUGCUUAAAAUGUAAGGAUCAUGCUAUCCAAGAGAUGGGGUAAAACAUUUUUUUAGUGCUCAAACCACUUUUUCAUUCUC
This is a messenger RNA of Corylus avellana, 1048 nucleotides long. RefSeq names its product 5-formyltetrahydrofolate cyclo-ligase, mitochondrial. Gene Ontology annotation, molecular function: 5-formyltetrahydrofolate cyclo-ligase activity. Gene Ontology annotation, biological process: tetrahydrofolate interconversion; folic acid-containing compound biosynthetic process. The record is from RefSeq and is a predicted model, not a curated record. Lineage: Eukaryota; Viridiplantae; Streptophyta; Magnoliopsida; Fagales; Betulaceae. Gene Ontology annotation, cellular component: mitochondrion.